AUAGACCUCGACAUAGAUAAGAGGGUAGGUACAAGGUGCAGCCUUUCAAAUAAUUUAUUUUAUUUAUAUCAUAUAAAACGUACUUUCCUUUCUUUCGAAUGAAAUGUUUCUUCAAUUUUUAGGUUAUAGAAGUUGAUCCCCGGGGUUAUUUGGGGUUUGGAAUUGGACAGGUAGAAUUCCAGUGAUGUGAAGAAAGAGAGAAAAGCUGAAAUUACAGUAGGGAUAUCGACCCAUGCUCUAUUGACUAACAAAAGAGAGAGAAGAACAGAGAGAGAGACAGACAGACUUUUUCAAAGGACAACUAGCAUACUAGUUGAAUUACAAAACUAUUGAGCAAAUUCAUCAUGGAGAAUCCUAACACAUGAAGUAAUAUGGCCUCUUCUAGCUACUCCAACUCUCCCUGUGCUGCCUGUAAAUUUUUGCGGAGAAAAUGCAUGCCAGAUUGCAUUUUUGCACCAUAUUUUCCGCCAGAAGAGCCACAGAAAUUUGCCAAUGUUCACAAGAUUUUUGGCGCAAGCAAUGUGAGUAAGCUCCUCAACGAAGUCCUUCCCCAUCAGAGAGAGGAUGCAGUCAACUCUCUGGCCUAUGAAGCCGAGGCACGAAUAAAAGACCCGGUCUAUGGCUGUGUUGGAGCCAUCUCAGUCCUCCAAAGGCAUGUCCUUCGGCUCCAGAAGGAAUUGGAAGCCACAAAUGCAGACCUGAUGCGGUAUGCCUGCAACGAGAUGCCUACAUCAACACCCCAGUUUGGAAGGAGGAUGGGUACUCAUGAAGGAAGUUCUUUUGGUCAAAGUACUUCUGGUUCGUAUUAUUCUUCUCCAUGGAAUAAUGAUCCCUGUGAUCAGGAUAGCCAAGAUAGAUCAGGAGGAGAUCAUGGAAAUAUGUAAGCAGCUGGUUAAUUGUAUUGACCAUUCUUAUGUCUAUAUAUGACUACGUACGUACGUACAUUGAGACAUCUACUCAAUUUUACCAUCUGGAGAUUCUCAAUGAAUUGGAAAGGGGCCGGGAAGGUCCUAUCAUGCGCGGUACUAUAACAUGGCAUGUGCUAUGCUGCGAAGACCCGGCCGCUCAUGACUAGAUUACUAUGCGGUAUAUGCACCGAAUAUUGCUAUAUAUGUAAUUUGCAAAUGAGUCAACUUAAAUUAUAUGCACCAUCAAGAUUCUAUAUAGUGUAUAUAGGCCGAGGUGGGAGUGCUUCUAUAUAUAUGUAAAUUAUUAAGCUUUUAGAGAGAGAGAGAGAGAGAGAGAGAGAGAGAGAGGGUGUUCCUAAGCUUGAUUAUUAAUCAUUAAUGUUAAUUCACUAUAUAUAUCUUUGGUGCAUUAAUAUUUGGGUAUGGUUUGGAGCAUGUACAUAUAUAUAUUGGAAGUUUCUGAUCUUUGAUAUA
This is a messenger RNA of Juglans microcarpa x Juglans regia, 1382 nucleotides long. RefSeq names its product LOB domain-containing protein 25. Lineage: Eukaryota; Viridiplantae; Streptophyta; Magnoliopsida; Fagales; Juglandaceae. The transcript is spliced from 2 exons. The coding region runs from base 372 to 884 and encodes 170 amino acids. The record is from RefSeq and is a predicted model, not a curated record.